GCAGUCUCUUGGCCUGAGCAUCGAAAAGUUACAAAUUUCUUCUUCGUCUUCUAAGUUCCAGACAUGGCUUUGCAUUUCUAUGGUGGCAAUGGCAGCAGCAUCUUCGAUCCCUUCGAGGAGCUCUCGUCGAUCUUGGCUGGUGGCCACGAGCCCUCGAAGCAGAUGGCCAGGGAUGCGAGCGCCGUCGCCAACACUCGCGUGGAUUGGCUCGAGACGCCCGAAGCGCACGUCUUCAAGGCCGAUCUCCCGGGGCUGACCAAGGAGGAGGUAAAGAUCAGCGUGGAGGAUGGCCGCACUCUCCAGAUCAGUGGCGAGAGGAAGAAGCACGAGGCACAGAAGAGCGAUAAGUGGCACCGCGUGGAGCGCAGCUAUGGGAGCUUCCUGAGGAAAUUCCGGCUGCCCGAGAGCGCCAAUGUGAAUGCGAUCAAAGCCCAAGUGGAGAACGGCGUCCUCACGGUCACAGUUCCAAAGAUCCCCAAGCCACAGCCAAGAACUAUCCAAGUAGAGUAGAAGUGUGAUCUUGUAAAUUUGAGAAAGAGAAUGGGAAAAGUCAA
Selaginella moellendorffii is the source of this 554-nucleotide messenger RNA. RefSeq names its product 17.5 kDa class I heat shock protein-like. Lineage: Eukaryota; Viridiplantae; Streptophyta; Lycopodiopsida; Selaginellales; Selaginellaceae. Bases 64 to 510 code for a protein of 148 amino acids. The transcript has a single exon. Gene Ontology annotation, biological process: response to hydrogen peroxide; response to heat; protein complex oligomerization. The record is from RefSeq and is a predicted model, not a curated record.